GCUUUUUAUUGCGAUCGGACCUACGACACCAUGCCGUCACCACAACAUUUUUCGGCCCCAAUUAUCCACCUCAUCUACGACUCUGUACACGUACGUGGUCGGCCUUCGCCAAUUUGCCAAGGCACCUCACAUUCACUACGUCUUGUAACACAAUAGGGAAGAAAUCCCAUCUUUCAUACUUUUUAACCUUUUUAUUCCAUGUACUUCUUCGGAUCCAUGGUUUUCACUUUGAGUAUGUAUACAUAAGGUAA
Messenger RNA from Pyricularia grisea, 251 nucleotides. RefSeq lists its product as uncharacterized. Lineage: Eukaryota; Fungi; Ascomycota; Sordariomycetes; Magnaporthales; Pyriculariaceae. The transcript is spliced from 2 exons. The record is from RefSeq and is a predicted model, not a curated record. Bases 31 to 156 code for a protein of 41 amino acids.